UCCCCCACCUUUCCGUUCUCUUUUCCUAUGUAAGCCGGAGGAGGGACGGCCGCCGUGCUCUCACCGCCACCGCCACCGCCACCCCACCUCGCCUCCUCGCGCGCGCGGCCGGCGAACAGGCCCGGAGGCGCGUUGCCUGUGCCGGGCCCGAACUAGGCUCCUCGGCUGCGCGCCCUGCCCUCGCGCAGGGACAGCGAGCAGGCUAUGCGCGCGCGGCUGACCUCCUUCCACUGACCUCAAUCUCGGCCGGAACCCGAACUGAAGGCUGGGAGUCAAGGUAUAUCAGAUGAUGGAUCUGUCCACGACUUCAGUAAUAGCUGCUAAGGCUUACAAGUACAAAGCAGAAUCACUUGUUAAGGACUACCUUCUUUCAGAUUCUUAUGUUUCAUACACUGCUGUGCUUGGUGGGAUCCUGAUGUGCAAGAUGGUCUAUGACAUUACGCACCUAAUCAGUUCAUUAUAUUACAAGGGUUAUGGUUCUCUUACAAAAAUCCAAAAGCUUGAGUGGAACAACAGGGGCAUGUCCACUGUCCAUGCAAUAUUCAUCACAUUAAUGUCAGUUUACCUAGUAUUCUUCUCCAACCUGUUCUCUGAUGAGAUGGAUGGCCCAGUAACAGUUCGGAGUUCAAACCUCUCCAAUUUUGCACUGGCGGUUUCUCUGGGGUACUUCAUUGCUGACCUUGCUAUGAUAUUCUGGGCUUAUCCUUCUCUUGGCGGGGUAGAGUAUGUUCUUCACCACAUGCUGUCAAUUAUUUCUUUAGUCUAUGCUAUUUAUUCUGAAGAAGGACAGUUGUACACAUACAUGGUUCUCAUCUCUGAAACAACCACACCUGGAAUCAACCUCCGAUGGUUUCUUGAUACCGUUGGAAUGAAAAGAUCGAAAGCCUAUGUUGUCAAUGGUGUUACAAUGUUUGUUGCAUGGCUGGUGGCACGGAUAAUUUUAUUCAUCUACCUGUUUUACCACAUAUACUUCCACUAUGAUCAGGUUAAACGGAUGCGUGUCUUUAGCUGCAUUUUGAUAUUCGCUGUGCCCACGACACUACUAGCCAUGAACAUAAUAUGGUUUGCCAAGAUCUUGAGAGGCCUCAAGAAGACGCUAGCCAAGAGACAGUGAAGAAAGGACGGGUGGAUCAUGGACAUCUACACUCAUCCUUUCGUACAGUGAUAAUACAAGUAUACACCUACAUAUAUUUUCUAAGUUAACUAUUUAGUUCAACUCAUUGCGCAAGCAAAAGAUAUCCCUUGUACAUGUCGCAGAAGUCUUCUAACAUAGUCGAAUUUUUUUUUACCCUUUUACGUUCUACAUUGUAAGUAUGCAUCCACGUAUAAUUAUGGCUGAGGAUGCUUUUAUCUGUGCAACAGAUGAUUCAUAUUUUUCAAGUUUAAUAUGUGGAGAUAGUGCCGCAGUGGCCAUCCCAUAAACCUAGAAACCUCCAUGUAUAUAGAUACAAACUUUAAUGUGAAACUCUUAUCGCUAUUACUGUGAAUUUUUUGGGAACUCCUCAA
This is a messenger RNA of Oryza brachyantha (malo sina), 1506 nucleotides long. Its product is annotated as TLC domain-containing protein 4-like. Gene Ontology annotation, cellular component: endoplasmic reticulum; membrane. Gene Ontology annotation, biological process: lipid homeostasis. The transcript is spliced from 9 exons. The coding region runs from base 287 to 1114 and encodes 275 amino acids. Lineage: Eukaryota; Viridiplantae; Streptophyta; Magnoliopsida; Poales; Poaceae. The record is from RefSeq and is a predicted model, not a curated record.